GGGAUGCAUUCAAAAGAAACAAUUUCGCACGUAUUCGUUGCAGCGAGGUCAACAAAAAGAUGAGUAGAAAUGAGGCGAAAGACGUAUAAUUAAAUCGUUGCGAAACAGCUGCAAAUAAGCGACAGAUACGCACAGUGAAAUACUCCUCGCAAUUAUCUCGCGAUUUAAGUUCUUCCCUCCUUCUUUUUUCUAUUAAGUCUACUGAUGACUGUUUACAUAUUCGUCUUCGAUAUUCAAUAACUAAUCUCUUCUUAAGCUUCCAAGUGUUAAACUAAUUUACAGUGCUAAGAUAUUACAGUAAAAGGAAACAAGAGUUCCUUCAGUGAGGCAUCAUUAACAGUUGCAUGAUAACUGAUUACUGCAUCAUCAUUGAACGUGGUUGUGUAAAUGGGAAUAACGAUACUAUGCAUGGCAAUGGUCCACGUGAUUUGCGACCUACCACCAGGCACGAGACGCAAUACGUACUUGCCACCAGAGCCAACGAAGGGCUACAAUUAUGACACACCUUCGAUACCUUUCCCCAGGCCUUCUACAACGAGACCACCCUUCUCCUCCACACAACGUUACCCUAGUCCUAAGCCGACCACAAAGUUCCCACCUAGACCAACUCCCAGCGAAGGGUAUCCACCUCCAGGUCCUAGGCCCACUCCAGAGUUCCCUGAUUAUGGCUCGUCGACCAGGCCCACAGGCAACACCAUAACACCUAGCGGACAUGAUCAUCACCAUCAUGAACCAGGCAUGCCGUUCGACUUCAACUAUGCCGUGAAGGAAGACGCAUUCGGCAACGACUACUCCCAUAACGCUAUAAGCGAUGGCGACAUCGUACGUGGGGAGUACAGAGUUCAGCUUCCAGAUGGAAGGUUACAGAUAGUUCGUUACACAGCCGACUGGAAGCACGGUUUCAGCGCGCAGGUCUCCUACGACGGGAAUCCCCGUUUCGACGUUCCUCGGCCGACCAGCAACUUCGCGGGUUAUUAAACGUGGUGCCGAGAUCGAGGGGUUGCGAACGAUCUUACCACACGUUUGUCUUGCGAUACUUAUUGUUAGUUGUUCACCGUGCUGUCCCUCUGCCUCCAUUUGUUGCCGCUAACUAGUUGAAUUGUCAUCUGGAUCAUUGAGAGUUCUUCCUCUUGGUGUCAUUUCAGGUCAUUGUUUGUUUAAAUUCAAAGGUGAUGCUAGUUGAGACUACAGAGCUUUUCUUCACACUGAGAAAAAUAUGAUUUGAUGAGAAAAGAAGAAACUUUGAGCACGAAGAGAACUUGAGAAAGAAGAAAAUUAGCACUAUCUUUAUAAUUUUGUUCAUUAAAAAUGAAUGAAAGGAAUUUUGUUAAAUCAGAAAUGUUUAAACCGCAGAUGGCACUUAUUUGAUAUUCCCAGCCAGUGUAAAUUCUAGUUAUAAGUAACAAAAGAUCUUAGACCAGAGUAUAUAUUAUUCUUCAAUUAGAUGUGUCCAAUGGACAUGGAUAUAGGAGAAAAUAAAAUGAAAAAAAAAUUAAUACA
This is a messenger RNA of Osmia lignaria (orchard mason bee), 1500 nucleotides long. RefSeq lists its product as uncharacterized. NCBI's taxonomy places the organism in Eukaryota, Metazoa, Arthropoda, Insecta, Hymenoptera, Megachilidae. Gene Ontology annotation, cellular component: extracellular matrix. The record is from RefSeq and is a predicted model, not a curated record.